Molecule: messenger RNA, 687 nt
Organism: Podospora anserina S mat+
Lineage: Eukaryota; Fungi; Ascomycota; Sordariomycetes; Sordariales; Podosporaceae
Exons: 1
Biological process (GO): negative regulation of transcription by RNA polymerase II
Cellular component (GO): nucleus; transcription repressor complex
Molecular function (GO): protein binding
Source: RefSeq, a predicted model, not a curated record
ACGUUAGAGGGCUAUGGUAGCUUGGUCUUGUCGGUCGCGUUCUCGCCGGACGGCCAGCGCGUGGCAUCGGGCUCGCACGAUAAUACCAUCAAGAUCUGGGAUACGGCAUCGGGAUCCUCCACACAGACGUUAGAGGGCCAUGGCGGCUCGGUCUUGUCGGUCGCGUUUUCGCCGGACGGCCAGCGCGUGGCAUCGGGCUCGAGCGACAGGACCAUCAAGAUCUGGGAUACGGCAUCGGGAUCCUGCACACAGACGUUAGAGGGCCAUGGCGACUUGGUCUGGUCGGUCGCGUUCUCGCCGGACGGCCAGCGCGUGGCAUCGGGCUCGCACGACAACACCAUCAAGAUCUGGGAUACGGCAUCGGGAUCCUCCACACAGACGUUAGAGGGCCAUGGCAGCUUGGUCUUGUCGGUCGCGUUCUCGCCGGACGGCCAGCGCGUGGCAUCGGGCUCGCACGAUAAUACCAUCAAGAUCUGGGAUACGGCAUCGGGAUCCUCCACACAGACGUUAGAGGGCCAUGGCGGCUCGGUCUUGUCGGUCGCGUUUUCGCCGGACGGCCAGCGCGUGGCAUCGGGCUCGGACGACAGGACCAUCAAGAUCUGGGAUACGGCAUCGGGAUCCUGCACACAGACGUUAGAGGGCCAUGGCGGCUCGGUCUGGUCGGUCGCGUUCUCGCCGGACGGCUAG